AUGCCUGUUCGACAUUGUAUCGCUGUUGGCUGCACUGCCGAUAGCAGGACAAGUACGGAUUUAAGUUUUCACCAGCUCCCAAAAGUUGAGAGUGAGCUGAGGAAGUGGCUUAGUUUAAUAAGGAGGGAGGGGUUGAGAGUAGAUAGAACGAGUGAUAUACGGCAUUACGUUGUAUGCUCAAAACAUUUUGUAGACACCCUACCAACUCCACAAAACCCUUAUCCAACACUGUUUGCGUAUAAUAAUUACAAAAAGUCAACCCCAAGAAAAACGAAGAACUCGAACUUAGGUAGAACUUCAACAAGCACCAUAAGUCAAGAUUGUCCAACCACCAAAAAAGUUAGACUUGUGAAAUGUGAUCCAAGUACUGAUAAAACACAGAUAUGCUAUCCCUAUGUUGUGGGUGAAUUGGACAUCCCAUUCAUGGAUUGUCUGGAUAUCAACAAUAACAACAAAAGUCAACCAGAGUUUGAAUGUGACAUUCAGUGCCAAAACACACAAGUACAUCAUGAUCAUCCUUAUAUCUGCUGUAGUCCAAAAAAGAAGUAUAGUGGGGAACAUGAUCUAUUGGAGAAAAUUACACUUUUAGAGGCUAGAUGUGAGAAGCUAGAGAAAGAAAACAGGAAACUAAAAGAGGAGAAUCAAGCACUCAAAUCACGUAAAGUUGAUUUCCGGGAGAACCUUAUGGGGAAAAUACUACAUGAUGAUAACAACGUCAAGCAUUUUCUGGGACUGCCUUCACUUAGUUUUCUUACAUUUUUCCUUCAGUUUUUGGCCCCUUUUUAUGACAAAGUUUCAUUUUGGAAAGGAGCUGGGAGGUCAGGAUCCAAAAAGUGGCAAGAAAAGAUUCAAACAAAACCAGGGAAACAGAGAAAACUCACUAUGAAGGAGGAGUUUGUCAUGACCAUGUUGAAACUAAGACUUGGUGUAGACAAUACAACUCUUUCCGUUUUGUUUAAUGUGUCAAUUGGAUAUGUCUCAAACCUAUUUAGCACAUGGAUAAAUUUCCUAGCUCAAAUUCUAGACCCUGUUAUUAAGUGGCCAGAUAGUGAAAAGAUUCGAAAACACAUGCCAUUAUCAUUUAAGCUCAAGUACCCCAAUACAACAUCAAUAAUUGACUGCACAGAAGUGUUCAUUCAAAAACCAAAAAAUUGUUCUGCACAAGCAAGUACUUGGAGUAAUUACAAGUCCCACAACACCCUGAAGGCACUGGUUGCUAUUCAACCAAAUGGAGCUUUUACUUUUGUUUCCAAAUUCUGGAGUGGCAAUGUCAGUGACCGAAAAAUUACAGUUGACAGCAAAUAUAUUGACCUCAUUUCCCCAGGGGACGAGGUCAUGGCAGACAGAGGAUUCCAAAUUAGAGAUCUUCUUACCCUGAAAGGAGCAUAUUUGAAUAUGCCGCCUUUCACCAAUGAGAGAAGAAAUGGCAGAGGGAGAGUGCUAACAUCAAAACAGAUUAUUGAGACUCGUAAAAUUGCUUCACUACGUAUCCAUGUGGAACGAGCUAUCCGCAGACUGAAAUCUUUCAAAAUGUUAGGAGGCAUUCUCCCUCUGAAAAUGAAAAAUUUGUCAUCUGCAAUGCUUAGAGUAGCAGCAGCAUUUUGCAACUUUAUGCCACCUUUGUCAAAGAAAUUUAAAUGA
This is a messenger RNA of Saccostrea echinata, 1641 nucleotides long. RefSeq lists its product as uncharacterized. The record is from RefSeq and is a predicted model, not a curated record. The transcript has 3 exons. Lineage: Eukaryota; Metazoa; Mollusca; Bivalvia; Ostreida; Ostreidae. The coding region runs from base 1 to 1641 and encodes 546 amino acids.